Ochotona curzoniae (black-lipped pika) is the source of this 7639-nucleotide messenger RNA. It is a transcript of the gene FAM186A, whose product is annotated as family with sequence similarity 186 member A. The record is from RefSeq and is a predicted model, not a curated record. The coding region runs from base 149 to 7639 and encodes 2496 amino acids. The transcript has 11 exons. Lineage: Eukaryota; Metazoa; Chordata; Mammalia; Lagomorpha; Ochotonidae.
AGUAGCAGGGUGAGCCACAAUCUCUAGGAGCAUAAAAACCCAUUUUUGGCUUCCUAGUAGAUUUCUUUGUGAGCGUUUGCCUAGAUUCUCUGGACAUGUAGAAAUAAAAGAAAAUCUCCUAGAUUCUCAAUAUUUUUUUUUUAUCAAAAUGCAAAGUAAAAAAGAUAAUGAAUCUGAAUUUAAAAAUGAGUUUGAGAAUUCCCCCAAUAUAAGAAACCCCAAAAAUGAAUUGGAUACUCCAGAGAUCACUACGAUUGAAAUUCCACAUGCAGUUCAAGAAAUCCUCAGAAGGAUUGAGCAAGCACAGCUUCUUCGAGCCAGAGAGGACAUUAAUACACAACUGAACCACAUCAUGAACAGUGUGCAACGAAUAAUGUCUCGCUACGGUUCGGAUUUUCCCUUGCAGUCUGAAAGGGCUCUCUCCCUUAAAGAACGUAUGAAAAACCAGAGAACCAUGUUUUUGGAGAAAAUGGCUUCCUACGUCAGGAAUGUUGAAAUGAGAGACAAUACACUUACCUAUAUUCUGGCCUGGUUGGAAGAAUGGAAUGCUGUUUUGUCUGACAUAACUGAAACGGAUAUUGAGGAACACUACCACUGGAUCGUGCAGAUGGAGCUGUUCCCAGACACGCUGAGAGCCAUUGAGAACAACGUCAACAUAUUAUGCCAAAUCAGUACAUCUUUGCUCAAAGAAAAGAAGAAACAGAAGAAAAAGGCAUUAUCUAGAGGUGCUCUGUGGAAAACUUGGAAAGAAAGAGCUAUAAAGAGACCUGCAACAAUCCAUGCCUUAAGACCAGAUCAGAUGAUUGCUGAUCAAUUUGCUGUAACUACAAAAGUUACAGAAAUUCAAACUAUGCUGCAAGAACUCACGGGCAGUGGGAUAUUCAACAAAAUGGAAAACAACGCUAUCAAGUACAUAUCAUCAACAAUACUAAACCUCUCGAAAGCUUUGACCACCAUAAACGAUGAAUUAAAAGCUAUUAACGUGCAAAGUAGCAGUAUGUUUGUAGAGACAUAUGAAACAGAAAAAGAAGUCUCUCAAAAGAUGAUUCAUGACCUGAGUGAGCAAAAUGAAAUGCUUCAGCAGAAAUUGCAGGCGGUAGAAGAAAACUACGAACAGCGCAUUCAAGUCAAAGACGCGAGAGCGCCCAGAGAACAUACGCCAUUGCCCGCGUCUCCAGCCAUCGCCAAAGAUGGUGACCGGGACGACAGUCUGAGUGCCAUUUUAGACUAUGAAUUUAAAGACAUGCUAGAGAAAUUCAAAACAAAAGAGCCGAGUGCGCCUGGGAAAAAGUGGGACGCUGCUCUUCCAAGUACAUUCCCGGAUGACACAAGCCCAGAUGUAGCUGAGCGACACCGCCUCUCUCAGGAAAAGCAGCAAGGGCCUUCCAGGCUUUCUGGAGAAAUUCCUGCAGAUAAAAUAGCACUGGAUAAAGAAGAUGUCCAUCCGAAAGCUGGGAGUGAUCAGUAUGAGUCACUGCCAGGAAAGCAUGCCAAAGGGUCCUCUAGAGCCAGGCUGUUGGAGGACAAAGGUGAAGACAGAGUGGCAGGGCUCACACCUGACCAGCACGCCGCACCACAAACACCCGAAAAGAACAGAAGAGAAAUGAGCCCGUUCUCUGAAGUCCAACCAAAGACAUCCCCUGAUUCAAAGAGACAGCCCUUCCCUUCCACUGAGACCAAGAGCCAGGAUGGCAGGAGUACAACAGGUGGUAUGCCAGAAAAGCACAGAAAACCACCAAGUCAACCCUUAGCAGGCAAGAGCCCUAUUCUGCAAGAGGAUAUUGAGCCGGCAGACAAACAUGGGGAAAGUGAAGCCAGCAGCUUCUCAGAGUCCCUCGGAAUGACUCAGCUGAAACACACAGCUGAAAUCGAAGCAAAGACACAACCAACCGCUACAAGCGCUAGCGUAGGCAAAGAAGGGAAAACCAAGGACAAGUCUCCCAAGGCUGAUAAAACAUACUCCAGGAGAGCCAGAGUGGCUCCAGAAUCUGUCAAAGAUCUGGAUGCUUCCGAGAGUGCAGGUGAACAGAGUAAUACAGAAGCUUUUCAAAAAGCCAUAAUGACUUUCCUGAAACAGAAAAUCGAAAACAUCCGGAAGCCGUCUGACCGCCAGGCCAUGCGGCCGGAGGAGGACGAGUCCCUAAAGACGACAGAAACAGAACAAUUGGGGAUGAUAAAGGAAAAGAUAGAGGAAUAUUUCCAAAAUGUGACUGACAUCGUUACUGAAAUCCUGAGGAAAUAUAAACAACAGUUUGCACAGAAACCUGUGACAUCCAAAAAGGAAGUUUCCUUUAAGCCAGAAACAUAUUAUCAGAAGCUAUCAACUAGUGCCAAGUCUGAACUUCGCACCUUCCUCUCAAAUGACAGCGUUGACCCUAUGAUUAAAAAUUUAAUACAAACCAUCUUAGCUGAACUAGAAAGUCAAAGGGAUACCACCCCACCCUCAAUAGCAGAGAAAGAUCAUGAGAAGGAAACGCAAAGCCCGAAGGAAUACUUGCAAGAGAAUCAAGAGGAAACAUAUGAGGAAGUGAGUCCCCCCAAGAAGAACCGAGGAGACGGAAGGGAUCAAGGGCAGACGGAGGAGGAUGAACCGCAGAGGCGCAGGGCAAAGCGGAAAGAAGAGCCCAAAUCCUCGCAGCUGCAGGAAGCCCAGAGGCACAAGGCGAGAGAGGACAGAGAGAAGCAGAAGGAGUAUGAAGAGACCAGGACUCGGGUUCCCAGGGCAGCGAGACACCAGGAGCUGAGAAUAACAGGGAAGAGAGAGGGGAGGCAGAAGCCACGGCUGGAGCCCCUUGACAGGCAGAGAGAGCACAUGGAAGAGGAUCACAAGCUGGAGGAGAAAAGAUAUGAAGAGCUGUUGAACGCGGAGGCCCAAACUCCUCUGAAGUCAGACGGACCUCCAGCUCCCCAAGGAAGUAGGCCCACAGGAUAUUCACAGAUUCCUCCACAGACAAUACAGUCCCUAUCAAGCAUCCCUCCCACAUCUCCCCAGGCCUCACCAAAUGCACCCCUUCCCAUUUACCAACAUGCUUUCCUGAAACAACAAGCCCCCAUUGCCAGCGAGACCCAGGCUCCGAUGCCCACUCCAACUCCUAAGGGAGUCUACACCCGGGGGACCCCUCUGAUGCCUGCACAGCUCCAGCCCCUGAGGCCCACUCUAGCUCCUCAGGGAGUCCAGGCCAUGGGAACUCGUCUGACCCCUGCACAGCUCCAGGCCCUGAUGCCCACCCUAACCCCUCAGGAAGUACAGGCCCUGGGGACCGCCAUGACCACUCAGCAGCUCCAGGCCCUCAUGCCCACCCUAACUCCACAGGAAGUCCAGGCCUUGGGAACUACUCUGACCACUCAGCAGCUCCAGGCCCUGAUGCCCACUCUAAUCCCUCAGCAGGUCCAGGCCCCGGGGACCACUCUGACCCCUCAGCAGGCCCAGGCCCUGGGGACCACUCUGACCCCUCAGCAGGCCCAGGCCCUGGGGACCACUCUGACCCCUGCACAGCUCCAGGCUUUGAUGACCACCCUGACUCCUCAGAAAGUUCAGGACAUAGGGGCCACUCUGACCCCGGCACAGCUCCAGGCCCUGAUGUCCACUCUAACUCCUCAGGAAGUCCAGGCUCUGGGGACCACUCUGACCCCUCAGCAGGCCCAGGUCUUGGAGACCACUCUGACUCCGGCACAGCUCCAGGCUCUGAUGCACACUCUGACCCCUCAGCAGGCUCAGGCCCUGGGGACCACUCUGACUCCUCAGCAGGUCCAGGCCCUGGGGACCACUCUGACGCCUCAGGAAGUCCAGGCCCUGGGAACUACCCUCACCCCUCAGCAGGCUCAGGCCCUGGGGACCACUCUGACUCCUCAGCAGGUCCAGGCCCUGGGGACCACUCUGACGCCUCAGGAAGUCCAGGCCCUGGGAACUACCCUCACCCCUCAGCAGGCUCAGGCCCUGGGGACCACUCUGACCCCUCAGCAGGCUCAGGCGCUGGGGACCACUCUGACUCCUCAGCAGGUCCAGGCCCUGGGAACUACCCUCACCCCUCAGCAGGCUCAGGCGCUGGGGACCAUUCUGACCCCUGCACAGCUCCAGGACCUAGGGACAGCUUUGUCCCCACCACAGGCUAAAACCUUGGGGAAAACGGUGACUACUCAGCAAGCCCAGACCCUGACAACCAUGCUAACUCCUCAGGAAGUCCAGGUUCAAGGAACACCUUUGACUCCUGAGCAGGCCCAGGCCCUGAUAGCCACUCUGAUCCCCCAGCAGGCCCAGGCCCUGGGAACCACUCUGACAACUCAGCAGGCCCAGGCCCUGAUAACUACUAUGACCCCUCAGCAGGUCCAGGCCACGAUGACUGUCUUGACUCCUCAGCAGGCCCAGGUCUUGGGAACCAGUCUACUUCCUCAGGAAGUACAGGCUCCAAUGGCUACUCAGACUCUUCAGCAAGCCCAAGUCCCAGGGACUACUCUGACUCCUCAGCAGGCCCAGGUCUUAGGCACCAGCUUAACUCCUCAGGAAGUCCAGGUCCUGAUGACCACUCGAACUCCUCAGGAAGUCCAGGACAUGGAGAACACUCUGACCCCUCAGCAGGCCCAGGCCCUGAUGACUGCUCUGACCCCUGAGCAGGCCCAGGUGUUGGGAACCAGUCUAACUCCACAGGAAGUACAGCCAUUGGGAACCACUCUCACCCGUGAACAGGUCCAGGUCUUGGAGACCACUCUGACCCCUCAGCAGGCCCAGGCCCUGGGGACUACUAUCACCCCUCAGCAGAUCGAGGCUCUAGAGACCACUCUGACCCCUCAGGAAGUCCAGGCCCUGGGGACCACUCUGACCCUGCAGCAGGUCCAGACCCUGGGGACCACUCUGACACCUCAGGAAGUCCAGGCCAUGGGAAUCACUCUGACCCCUCAGCAGACCCAGGCCCUGGGGACUACUAUCACCUCUCAGCAGAUCGAGGCUCUAGAGACCACUCUGACCCCUCAGGAAGUCCAGGCCGUGGAGACCACUCUGACCCCUCAGGAGGCCCAGGCCCCAACAACCACUCUGAUCCCUCAGCAGGUCCAGGCCCCAAUGACUACUCUUGCUACCCCUCAGCAGGUCCAGGCUCUGGGGACCACACUGACUCCUCAGCAGGUCCAGGUCUUGGAGACCACACUGACUCCUCAGCAGGUCCAGGUCUUGGAGACCACUCUGACCCCUCAGCAGGUCCAGGCCCUGGGGACCAUUCUGACUCCACAGCAGGCCCAGGCCCUGGGGACCACUCUGAUGCCUCAGGAAGUCCAGGCCAUGGGAACACCUCUGACCCCUCAGGAGGCCCAGGCCAUGGGAACACCUCUGACUGCUCAGCAGGCCCAGGCCCUGGGGACCACUCUGACUCUUCAGCAGGCCCAGGCCCUCGGGACCACUCUGACUCCUCAGCAGGUCCAGGCCCUGGGAACCAUUCUGACCCCUCAGCAGGACCAGGCUCAAGGAACCACUCUGACUCCUCAGCAGGCUCAGGCCCUGGGAACCAUUCUGACCCCUCAGCAGGCCCAGGCCCCAACAACCACUCUAACACCUCAGCAGGCCCAGUCCCCGAUGACUAUUCUCGCUACCCCUCAGCUGGUCCAGGCUCAAGGAACACCUCUGACCCCUCAGCAGGCCCAUACCCUGGGGACCACUCUGACGCCUCAGGAAGUCCAGGCCCUUGGAAUCCACCUUAUCCCUGAGAUACUACUGGACUUGGCUGUGGCACUUCCACGUGAGCAGGCCGUUGUCACUCCAGAACCAGCCCCAACACUGAGAUUCCCUAUUGUCCCUCGGCUUACUCAGACACUGAAGGCAGCUGGCACUUUGCAGAUCCAGGAAGGGCAAACCCCACUUCCUGUGAAACAAUCUCAGCUAUUCAGGUUCCCCAGACCUCAAGAACAGACUGAGGUGGCCCAAGCAACUGGGGCCACCCAUGCUCCCAUGCCGGUUCCAGCGAUGGCGCCCCCUGUCACUUUUGUUCAGGGACACUCCUUAGAAAUCCCUCUCACCCCUGAGCAAUUUCCAGUGUCUGGUGUUCCUCCCGCUCCAGGGCAAUCCCUGGAGCUGGAGGCUGUCAGUUCUAGGCAGUUAUUUCCGGCCAAGCAUCCUCAGACCCCCUGGAUGCCCACAGUAUUGAAGGCCCCUCUCACACCCUGGCACACACUCAAAUCUGAGCUCCCACCCCUCUCUGGAAAGAGUUCAGGGCACUGGGUUCCCCGCUCUCCUCAGCAGCCCUUGGCUCCUGGGGCCUCUUCCAUCCAUGGAGAACUCUUGGAAGCUGGAUCCCCAGCCCUCUCAGGGCAGCCUGCUUUCCUGCCCUCUGUCACUGCUGGGAAGCCUCCCGCUCUACUGGCCCCUUCUGCCCUUGGGCAGCAUCUGCCCAGGCAAGCGUCCCCUCCCACCUCUGAGCACCUGCAGAUCCCCUCAGUUGCUGAAAAGCUCCCCAAGAGCUUGGCCUCUUCUGACAGGAAGAAAAGAUUUCCAUCCAUUCCCUUUCUGAAAUCUCAGUCAUUGCUGGCCCAACCCAGUGUUUCAGGUUUGAAGACAAUUCAAGAUCCUUUCAGCAAGAGAAAGAUCCAAAUUUCAAAUGUCUCAGACACCCCUGGAGAAACUCUAACGCUCAAAGAUUCUUCAGCCACGGACUCACUUAGGACACUGCAUUUUUAUCCCAUCAGUGACAGGGUACCAGUGUCACAAAUCCCUGACUCUGAUGAGAGGCCACCUCCCACGCUACAGAAGCCCAGAACAGCCCUGCCUCCUCUCACUCUGCAGCUAUCCCGGACACCGCAGAUGUCAGCCCCUCCAAGGGAGCUGAAAUCAAGCUUCCCCUCCCUCGACGAGCCCUGGAUAAAGACUUUAGCUUUAGGUAAAGAACGCGAGAUGAUGGUGCCUCCUCCCACUCCCCAAGAACCUGACAAGGUGACGUAUUUUGUCAAGGUGGAGGCUCAGAGAAAGAAUCUGAUCCUCUUGAAUCAAGCCAUGCAAACACUGGGACUCCCUCCGCAGCUACUCACGAUAGCUCGGAAUCUCAUCGUUGAACUACUCCGCACAGACGCAAUCCGGCUGGGAUUCUUCUUCCACAAGUACAUUGCCUACAGGCUGAUCCAGCGUGCGAGAAACAACAUCAUUCAUCAAAUAAAAGCCACACAAAAUACAGGAAAAGGUUAUGAGGCCAGGAACCUCCACAUCAUGCUGAGCAGAAUUGAUGACUAUCAGAAGAAGAUGAUGCGUGCCUGGGCCGAGAAGCUCAAGUCCCUGGAGGAGAAACGAAACCAGUGCCUGGGGAAAAUGACACCCUUGUUUACCCAGCUUCGAGAGAUGUAUAAAUUGAAUCUUAGCCGACCAAUCCUGUUGAUUCCUAGCAAAAAGGAGACCCCUGCCUCUGCUGAACUUUUUAAACAGCCACUCCAAGAGCUGCCAAUAGAAAAAGACAAACUAUACGACAAGAAAAUCAGACAACAAGAAGACCAGCUGAGAUCCAUCUGGAAUGCUGAUCUGUCCUCCUCAAGCUACCCAAUCGUAGAGAAGACACCAGUGAGUUUGCUGUGGGCCAAGCUGGGUGGGUUUCCGGACAUUCCCAGGCUGCUCCAGUUAGACAUCCAGUCCACCUUCAGAAAAUCUCUUGCCUCCCUGAAGUCACGGUAA